Molecule: messenger RNA, 2552 nt
Organism: Kockovaella imperatae
Lineage: Eukaryota; Fungi; Basidiomycota; Tremellomycetes; Tremellales; Cuniculitremaceae
Product: P-loop containing nucleoside triphosphate hydrolase protein
Exons: 12
Coding region: 1-2241 (746 amino acids)
Cellular component (GO): nucleolus
Molecular function (GO): ATP binding; nucleic acid binding; RNA helicase activity
Source: RefSeq, a predicted model, not a curated record
AUGAGUAUAGAGCAGCUGAAUAAACAAGCUAGAGGCUCGCAACAUGCAGUCAAAAAGGCAAAAUCCAAGAUGGUCCGGGAACGACUAGACGCGGAGGACUUGCAAUGGAAACCAGUCCAAAUGCCGAGCUUUGCAGGCAUGGACGGUGGAGGCGGAAUGAUGAUGCUCGAAGAGCUAGAUGGCGUGGAUGUGACAUGGGAGGAAGACCUGGCAGGGCGCAAGAUCGCUCGAUUCGUGUCUGCCGGUGAGCCGAGUCGCAAGGGCAAAGAGAAGGAGCACGAGGCCUCUCAGGGAUCGGAGCAAGCUGUAGCAGCUCCAGUGGAGAGCGAUCAAAGCAAGAAGAGCAAGAAGCGGGCGAGAAAGUCCACUAAGGAGGAUGAAGCAGACGGAGCAUUGCCCUCUUUUGCGGCGCUUGACACAACAGAGCUUGAUGAUAUGGACGAAGCUUUCGAAGAACACACCCCGUCUUUCGAUGAUGCCCUGAUGCCUGCGUGGAGAGAUAUUGACUUGAAUGCGGCGUUAAAAAGGGGCCUACUGGGCUUAGGUUUCAACAAUCCUACGGAGAUCCAGAAGAGAUCAUUACCGUUAGCCUUGAGCGGCAGGGACAUCGUUGGAGUCGCCGAAACGGGAUCCGGCAAGACUCUGGCUUACUCUUUACCAAUCUUAUCCCAUCUUCUCAAUACUCCUAAAUCCUCAGAGACUCCACGACCCCUUACCGCGCUCAUCUUGUGUCCAACCAGAGAACUCGCUCUUCAGGUCGUACAACAUCUAUUUGAGAUCACAAAACUGGCUGCGCCGACCACUAGUGGACCACCACGUAUCAGUGUAGGGAGCGUCGUGGGAGGAUUGAGCGCGCAGAAACAGAAGCGGAUCGUAGAGCGAGGUUGCGAUAUAUUAGUGGCCACUCCUGGUCGAUUGUGGGAUCUGAUUCAAGCUGAUAACUCUCUGGGGGCUGGAGUGGUGGGACUGAAAUAUCUCGUUAUCGAUGAAGCGGACAGAAUGAUUGAAAAUGGGCAUUUCGCCGAGCUGGAGAACAUUGUCCGACUUAUCGAACGAGGCUCCAAGUAUGUUGGCGAAGACGAUGCCGAUCCUGUUUUCCAGAAUCUGGCACACCAGGAUCCGCCUCGAGAUGAUCUUCAAACCUUCAUCUUCUCCGCCACGCUGUCCAAAGAUUUGCAACACAACUUGAAGAAGAGACAUCGAGCCGUGCCCAAAAAGUCGGGCAAGCGCCCCAGCGCACUAGAGGACCUUGUGGAGAGAUUGGACUUCCGGGACCCUGAGCCAUUCGUUGUCGAUCUCAGUCCUGAGGGUGGGGUCGUCGCCAGUUUGAGGGAGAGCAUGAUCGAGUGCCUUACAUCUGAGAAGGAUCUCUACCUCUAUUACUUUUUGCUCCGAUAUCCUGGUCGAACCUUGGUCUUUGUCGGAUCUAUCGAUGGUAUCCGACGACUGACCCCGCUGUUUGAGAUGCUGCAGAUGCCCGUCUACCCUCUGCAUUCGCAACUGCAACAGAAGCAGAGACUGAAGAAUCUAGAUCGUUUCAAAUCCUCGUCAAAUGGUACUUUGAUAGCCACAGAUGUUGCUGCGAGAGGUUUGGACAUCCCUCACGUCGAUCACGUCGUCCAUUUCAAUUUACCUCGGACCGCCGACGCUUAUAUCCAUCGGAGUGGUCGAACUGCACGAGCCCAAAACCCAGGGUUCGCUCUACAACUAUGCGCACCUGAGGAGAAGGGUAUGCAGCGCGCACUCAUGCGAUCCUUGGAUCGAGAACACGAGGUUCCCGAGAUGCCGAUCGAAUCUGGUUUCUUACCGAAAUUGAAAGAAAGAGUCACACUCGCGAGGGAUAUCGAAAAGGCCCAACAUGAAGUCAAGAAGGAGACUCACGAUAGGAAUUGGCUUCAAGAAGCAGCAGACGAUCUAGGUGUUGAUAUUGACCCUGAACUUCUUUCCGAGCAGGAUGAUCCUGAUCUGCCAUUCCACAGGAUGAAAAAGUCCAAGGCCACACACAAGGGCUCGAAACGCGACGUCGGAUCUCUCAAAGCGGAAUUAAAACAUCUGUUGAGUCAGCCUCUCAUCGCUAGGGGUGUAAGUGCAAGAUACCCGACAUCCGGCAGUAAGGUCAUCGUGGAUGAUCUAAUAAAGUCCACGGGUCACACCAUGAUGCUAGGUGCAAAGACCACCAAAGCACACGACGAAGACCUGGUAACUCGGAAGAAGUCGUCCCUGAAUAAGCGGAAACGCUGAUGCGUCGGUGUCCCGCCUCCCACUCGCAAUGUGCAAGAUAUGCAUGGCUGCAGGUCAAAAAAAGGUUGAUGUUGAUUCGUACUAAGACAAGAUUUCCACACGCAUGCUACAACAGAACAAGAUCAGUCGGCCUUAUCAGCAAGAAGUCACGCUACAAGCAGAGCGCCAUCCGCAAUCUCAAGAAAAAUUAAAACCUCUGCCCUUCUCUACCAAUCUAGUAAGGUUCGAACCUGUGACCUGGGUCCGGACUACCUCGGCGAGGCACGAUUGAACCGCUGCAGAUUCCACGUUGUCGAUGACGAUGGAGCGCA